AUGGCCCCGUCUACUAAACCAGCCGACGGUCGGCGGAAGUCCAGCGGCAAGACGCUCGUCGUCACGCUGAGGGUCAAUGCCGACAAGCUACGCGACAUUCUUCCCGCCAGCGACACGACGACGCCCCCUGCCGACGAGGUCAAGCAGUCCCCGGCCUCGUCCACCGACAGCAAGCCACUCCAGCCUGUCGAGAUUGAGUCGAACACCGCGACGCCGCAACCUGAUGGCACGCCUCAGCCUGGCGCCAUGGGCCCUCCUGGCGACGGCCCCAAGAAGAAGGGUGUGAAGCGUGGUGCGCAGGCCAAUGUCGACUUGUCACAGAAGCAAAAGGGCAAGCCGGGCCCUAAGAAGAAGCCGCGCCUUGAGGAUGGAACCAUCGACCACGCGGCCAAACCCGCCGCGCACAAGCUCGGCCCCAAGGCCAACCAGGGCGCCAUCAACGCCGGCCUACGCGCCCUUGACCGCACAGGCAAGCCGUGCCGCCGGUGGCAAAAGGGUGGCUUCAAGCUCAAGAGCUUCACCGGCGUCAUGUGGGAGAUUCCUCGCUGGGAGGCACCCCCCAAGAAAGCCCCCGAGUCGACGACGGAAGACUCCGCCGCGGCGUCGGCAGCCGACAGCAGCACCAAGGAGAACAAGGAGAACGCUGCCGGCGAGACGAGUGCUGCCAACAGCAACAGUGGCGUCGACGCCGAGAUGCCCAGCGCGCCCCCGAGCAACCACGCCUCGUCGCCGGCGCCCAUGACCAUCACGGCGGCCUCCUAG
This is a messenger RNA of Emericellopsis cladophorae, 762 nucleotides long. Its product is annotated as INO80 complex subunit-like protein. Lineage: Eukaryota; Fungi; Ascomycota; Sordariomycetes; Hypocreales; Bionectriaceae. Gene Ontology annotation, cellular component: Ino80 complex. The transcript has 2 exons. Gene Ontology annotation, biological process: chromatin remodeling. Bases 1 to 762 code for a protein of 253 amino acids. The record is from RefSeq and is a predicted model, not a curated record.